Molecule: messenger RNA, 738 nt
Organism: Cornus florida
Lineage: Eukaryota; Viridiplantae; Streptophyta; Magnoliopsida; Cornales; Cornaceae
Product: fasciclin-like arabinogalactan protein 12
Exons: 2
Coding region: 1-738 (245 amino acids)
Source: RefSeq, a predicted model, not a curated record
AUGAUGAAACGAAUUCUCUUCUCUCUCUCCCUUACACUACUAUUCCACCUCCAUUUCAGCACAACCCUAGCUCUGUCCCCGGCACCCACGGCAGCCCCACUAGGUGCUACUACUUCCCCCAACAUCAUCAAAAUCCUCGAAAAGGAUGGCCACUUUACGCUCUUUGUCCGGCUUCUGAAAAGUACUCAUGUAGGCGACCAGAUCAAUGACCAGCUCAAGAACUCAAACAAUGGCCUAACUGUGUUUGCGCCGGUGGACACCGCAUUUUCGAGUCUCACAUCCGGCACUAUCAACUCUCUCAAUGAUCGACAGCAGGUCGAGCUCAUCCAGUAUCAUUUUGUACUUUCCUAUAUCUCCGCAACACUCUUCCAAACUAUGAGCAAUCCAUUGCGGACACAAGCCGGAGACACUGGUCCAGGUCAGUUCCCCCUUAACGUGACCAUCUCCGGCAACCUAGUGAAGUUGUCGACGGGAAUUAUCAACACUACAGUAUCUGGCACAAUCUACACGGACAACCAGCUUGCUGUGUAUCAGGUGGAUAGUGUGCUUCUUCCUUCCAAAAUUUUUGGUUCUCAGGCGCUGAAGACGACACCCGCCACCACUGUCGACACUCCAACCUCCUCCUCCUCCGAUUCGGACGACAGUGCAAAGCCUGUUGCCUCUGGUGCAGUUAGUCUCACCAUGCAUGGAAUGGUGGUGACUAUUGGAGUUGCUGUUGUUGAAUCAUUUCUUUUGUGA